AUGGAAGGGAAAAAUCAGUCCAGCAGAAUUACGGAUUGGGUCACCCAAUUAUCUGACUAUGGUAUCGAGUUCGAGCCCCGGCGCGCCAUCAAAGCCCAGGCCCUUGCCGACUUUAUUGCAGAAUGUGCCCCUCGACCAGAGACUGUCGAAGAAGGAUCUUGGAGUCUCUUUGUGGACGGGUCUUCAUCAAAGGUGGGAUGCGAGGCUAGACUCUUGAUCCUUGAUCCCCAGUCCAACAUGACCGAGUACGCCGUCAAGUUCGACUUCACUGCUUCGAACAAUGAGGCCGAAUACGAAGCACUACUCUUGGGCAUUCAAUUAUGUAAAGCGGCCGACGCUCGAGAACUCAAAACCCACUCCGAUUCUCAAUUGAUAGUAGGGCAGGUAACUAGGGAAUAUGAGGCUAAGGAGGAUAGCAUGCGCAUGUAUUUGCGGAAAGUAAAAGAGGAGGUCGCCAGUUUAUCUCACUUCUCAAUAACUCAUAUCCCUCGAUCGGAGAACCAGCAAGCAGACGCCUUGUCAAGGCUAGCUAGUUCAGGAGAAGACCUCUCGCCUCGGCCUAUAAUGUGGGAAAUUCUGAGGGCACCCAGUAUCAACAAGGCAGUGAAUACCCUCGAUAGGAGCCCUACUUGGAUGGACAACAUCAUAGCUUUUAUUCAAGAUGGCAACCUCCCUGACAAUGAACUCGAGGCCGAGCGUAUACGGCGACGAGCAAGAUGGUUUGUAUAUCACGAGGGCCAGUUGUACAAAAAAUCGUUCACCCACCCGCUUCUUCGUUGUCUCACCCCCGGAGAAGGAGACUACAUCCUUCGAGAGACACAUAGAGGAUCGUGUGGAAGUCAUCAAGGAGCACGGACCAUCACUGCGAAAGCAUUGCGAGCAUGGUAUUACUGGCCUACCAUGAGGGAAGACGCCUCGACCAUGGUCAGAAAAUGCAAAGAAUGCCAGAUGCACACUAACUUGCCUCAUCAAGCUGCAAGUACCCUCACUACUAUCCAGGCCCCAUUGCCCUUCGACAUGUGGGGCAUGGACCUCCUAGGACCAUUUCCACCCGCAUCCGGCCAGCGAAGGUUCCUACUUGUAGCAGUGGAUUAUUUCACUAAAUGGGUCGAAGCAGCACCUCUGGCUUCGAUUACUGACAAGCAUGUUCAGCAAUUCAUCUGGCAGCACUUAAUCACAAGGUUUGGAGUCCCUCGAGUACUCAUAACAGACAAUGGCCGCCAAUUCAAUAGCGGUCCUACACGCGACUAUUGUUCUAGGUUCGGGAUUGAGACCAGAUUCUCUGCCGUUAGUUGA
Messenger RNA from Beta vulgaris subsp. vulgaris (sugar beet), 1296 nucleotides. RefSeq lists its product as uncharacterized. Gene Ontology annotation, biological process: DNA integration. Gene Ontology annotation, molecular function: nucleic acid binding; RNA-DNA hybrid ribonuclease activity. NCBI's taxonomy places the organism in Eukaryota, Viridiplantae, Streptophyta, Magnoliopsida, Caryophyllales, Amaranthaceae. The transcript has a single exon. The record is from RefSeq and is a predicted model, not a curated record. Bases 1 to 1296 code for a protein of 431 amino acids.